Molecule: messenger RNA, 1004 nt
Organism: Neocloeon triangulifer
Lineage: Eukaryota; Metazoa; Arthropoda; Insecta; Ephemeroptera; Baetidae
Exons: 2
Coding region: 123-836 (237 amino acids)
Source: RefSeq, a predicted model, not a curated record
CUUCUGACGUGCAUGGAAAUUACUUACGGCGACAGGUAUAAAUGCGCUGCAUCUUGUUUCCACGCGACAGUGAAAAGUUAUCAGCCUAGCGACUUCAUCUAAACAUUACAUUUCAAGGAAAAAUGAGGACUGCAGUUUUGGUAGCUCUUGUGUGUCUGGCGUUGGUGUGUCUGAGUGAGGGGCUCCCUUCAAGGAACCGAUGGUCAUCCCCUGAUCUACGCAAGGACAACGGAAAUGGCAAUGGCAAUGGUAGCAACGGCAAUGGUAACGGGAACAACGGCAUCGGCAACGGUAAUGGCGGAUCGAACGGAGAAAAUGAAAACGCCGGUGGCAACGGAAAUGGAAACAAUGGGAACGGAAAUGGAAACGGUGGUCCUAAUGGCGAUGACCAGCCAACCACCGUUGCUGCUCCUGAACCAACAGAAGCCCCCGUCGAAGAGGUGACCUCUGAUGCUCCUACUGAAGGACCAGUUGAAGAAAGCACCACUGCGGCUUCUGAAGCGACCACCGAGGGCAACUCAAACGAGGAGAGCAACGAGAGUGAAAGCAGCAGUGAAACAUCAGAAGUGACAACUUCCGAUCCUGAAGAACCCACCACUCAGGCACCAGAAGCGACCACCGUUCCUCAGAGCAGCUCAAGCGAGGAGAGUAGCGAGAGUGAAAGCAGCAAUGAGGAAGAAAACGCAAGCAAUGAAUCCGGAGAGGCCAGUAACGAGCAAGGUUCUGAAGAGGCCAACAACUCCGAGGACGCAAACACUGAGGAAAACAAGUCCGAGGACAGCCGGAGUGAAAGUAAGGAUUCAAACCAGGACAACUCUGAAGAUUCCAGCAAGUAAAAAAGUUUAGACUGUAGUUUAUUAGCUUGACUGAUGAGUCAUUUCAUAGUUGCAAUUUAUCUCUGUAACAAUAAAAAGCGCAAUAAUUACAUGAUGAAAUAAAAGUCUUUCAAAAUAAUUUAUAUCUUGAUGUACCUUGUAAUGUGACUGUUUGCAUUUAUUUAUCAA